Molecule: messenger RNA, 387 nt
Organism: Mesorhabditis belari
Lineage: Eukaryota; Metazoa; Nematoda; Chromadorea; Rhabditida; Rhabditidae
Source: the annotation of a GenBank genome assembly
AUGAACAUCGGCUUUCUUUCUGUAGUGAUCCUUUUAACAACUUUGCUUCGCACUGAAGUGGGUUCUGUAUUCAAUCGUCUACAUGCAAGCGGGAGAACGAUCUGUCAAGAUAAGCCCUAUGAUGGAGCGCACGUUGCAAUCUAUGCACUUUUCAAGAUCAGCGGCUAUCAAUUGCUCAUCGACGGUUACAGUAAUUCGGAUGGGUUCUUCGACAUUUGGGCAGUUGAUGCAAUGACACUUGGUGAUCUCCCAUAUGUCGUGAAAUUCACUCAUAAGUGUGAGUCAAGAAGUGGUGAUUUAUCCUUUCAAAUCGAUUACCCGAAUGCUCUCGUAGAAAGCGGCGAGGAAUUCAAAAUGGGAGAUGUGCUCUUGGCGAGCCCAAUCCGA